AUGCCAGUGCGCGGUGUACCCCAACCCACAACCAACUGUUCGCUACAUAACUUUGUUCACAAACUAUGGACUAGUGGUGAAGGGACUGGGGAUUACUAUAGCAGUAGUGAUACGAUAGGAGUAGUUGGAGAACAGCGCGACUUUUACGAACAGUGGGGUCACUAUCAUCAGUACGACCCCCGAAACCGCCCCCUCGAGUCUGACCGUAAGCCGUACGACACCUUCAGGUACGGCCCGACUCCCGACCCGACCCGUCGGCGCCUUAUCGAAGAUCCGGGAGAUUUGCGCUGUAAAGAGGCUGUCCGUGAAGGUUUGGAUGAGUUUAUUACUGUCAACACGAUGUACGGCAAUGUGGUGGGCCGUGUGGUCUACCUGUGCGACGGGCCCGGGAGGGCUCUACACGAUCGCCCACUUCCCGCUCAGUACAAGAUAUCUGGUUUGCCGCAGACCUACCACCCGGUGCGCACGUUCUGGAGGAAUGUGACCACUUUUCUGGGCAUUCCCUACGCCAGGCCUCCCAUUCGUGAAUACAAUCUGAGAUUUAAACCCCCUCAAGUGCCUACUCCGUGGGGCAGUAUAUUCGCCGAUAGGUACCGAAACUCGUGUCCGCAAUAUAUCCGAUACAUCGGCAAAGACUACGGCAUUCCCAUCACCGACGAGGACUGUCUGUAUAUGAAUAUAUUCACGCCGUGGGCGGCCUCUAAGGUGCGCUACCCCUACCCCGUCAUGAUCUACAUUCACGGCGGGUUCUUCGAUCACGGGUCGGGCAACACAUUCGCCGGCCAUAUGCUGGCCGCCUCUCAAGAGGUAGUUGUCGUUACUUUCAACUAUCGUUUGGGACUUUUGGGAUAUAUGGCGACCGCUGACAACGCCUCGGCUGGCAAUUACGGCCUCUUGGAUCAGAUACAGGCCAUCAAUUGGGUCCGCGAGAACAUCAUUCACUUCAAUGGAGACCCCGAUCGGAUCACUUUGUUCGGUCCGGAUGCCGGUGCCGCCAGCGCCGGACUCUUGGCUAUAUCGCCUCAAACGAGAAAAUUUGUGAAGCGAGUGAUAGCCCAGAGCGGGGCCGCAGUGGCCGACUGGGCCUUCAUCAGAGACCCGCUGUAUAUGCGUAACACGAGUGUAGUGGCCGGGUAUUCGUUUGGGUGCCGCACCAGACAUACAUAUAAUCUGGUGGAAUGCCUUAAAAGUAGGAGCGCUAUCGACUUCACCACAACCGAAGUUAAGCCGGACGUGGGUUGGCUGGCGUGGGCACCGGUAGUGGACCGUUGGACCCGCGAACGCGAGUUACAAACGAUUCCCGAUUUACCUGAGAAUCUUCUCUCAGAAAAUCGAGUCGAUUUUGACCCGGAAUUCGCGUACAUGUCUGGAGUCACCCGAGACGAGGGCUCGCAAUUUGUUUUUUCCAACGAAGAGCUCAAACGCAACCUUUAUGUGAUCAAUGAGGAGAUGUUACAGAAAAAGGCCGAAGAGUUUGUCCGCAUCUAUAACUACACUCUGGAUCAGGAGUCGCUCAUACGUGCCGUCAAAUUUAUGUAUAUGCCAUGGAGUGACCCAAACAACUUGACUCUCAUCAGACAGGGAUAUAUCGAGAUGCUGACCGACUCGUACUUCACGGCCGGAAACGACAAAAUGGUUAAACUUAUGCUUAAGAACAAUGUUAGGACAUACAUGUAUGCCCUCAACUACACCAUACAAGGUCUCAACCUACCGGCUUGGAUGGGCGUUCCACACGACACGGAAUACCUAUUGGCUACCGGCGCCCCAUUUAUGGACCCCAGGUUUUUCCCAUCGGCUUUGCAGCUAAAUCAGGCCGAUUGGACGGAAGCGGACAGGAAUAUGUCUCAACUGAUAAUGGAGUCGUGGGCUAACUUCGCCAAAUACCCGACCUGUAAGCCGGGUAACCCUCUGCUAUGCGGUCCCACACCAUACGCCCUGUUCAACACAAUCGUAUGGAAGCCGAUGGAGCCGCAGAACCUGCAGUACCUGUCCAUCAACUCGACGAACUACACGGGCUAUUGGCAUACGAGCACGUGGGAGACCAACCAACUCAACUCCAUCAAUAUGAACGCCUGGAGCACCAGCACUAUGUGGAGGGACUACAAGCAAAAGGCGUGUCAGUUCUGGAACGACUACAUACCGGCGAUGGUGGACCGCAUACCGCCCACGUGGCCGCCCACCUACGAGCCCUACGAAGAGGAACUCCGUCUGUACCGGGCGGCCACUUGGAGUAUAUUGGCGGCGCUCAUCGUAUUAAUAGUUUUGGUGUUUUUGUGUUCGUGUUUGUACUGUAGGGCUAAGAGCUAUCGUUACGGGGACGCAGCCAUUGAUGAAUACAUCAAUAUACCAGAUAUCGCCACAAUGGGCACUCAAUAUAGCGCACCGUCCACUCGGGCUAAUUCCGAGAGCAACUUAAGUUUUCGUUUGAAGUCUGAAUAUCCGCGAAAGAAGUUUCAGUCCAAUGAUAAGAUAUACAUUCCCAGAGACAAACACACGCAGGUCUGACCACUGGCCCCCUCCCCUCCCCGUCCACCCAUAAACCCAUACCUCAACGCUCAA
Messenger RNA from Oppiella nova, 2559 nucleotides. Lineage: Eukaryota; Metazoa; Arthropoda; Arachnida; Sarcoptiformes; Oppiidae. The record is from the annotation of a GenBank genome assembly.